AUGACUGUCACCUUCACCGGAGGAAGUGCUCUUCUUCUGCUGCUGUUUGCAGCAAAUGCCGCUGCAUUUGAUAUACCGCCACCUACUGGAAAGUGUGGUAAAGCUGUUCAUCACACCACUGAUUCUGAUGCCAAAGAAGAAGACUCAGAGUCAAAAGAGGCUCAGAAACUGGGAAAACUUCUUUAUACCCUUGACUACAACUUCACUGACAGCACGUUAAUUGUAGGUGUGAUUCGGGCUGAAGGGCUUGCUGCUAUGGACAUGAGUGGCACUUCAGAUCCAUACGUUAAAGUUUACCUCCUCCCCGACAAGAAAAAAAAGUUUGAGACUAAAGUUCAUCGCAAAACACUCGAGCCGACUUUUAAUGAACACUUCACCUUUAAGGUACCGUAUGCAGAGCUCGGAGGGAAGACGCUGGUCAUGACGGUGUACGAUUUCGACCGUUUCUCCAAGCACGAUGCGAUCGGGGAUGUGAGGCUGCAGAUGAAUAAGGUGGACUUCAGCCAUCUUACUGAGGAGUGGAGAGACCUGCAGAAAGCUGAGAAAGAGGAGGUAUGAGUGUUUUACCCCCCUGAGGUUUCACAACUGAAUUGAGUUCUGGAAUAGCACAAAACAAUGGGAUUUAAUCAGUGCAAA
Molecule: messenger RNA, 636 nt
Organism: Danio rerio (zebrafish)
Lineage: Eukaryota; Metazoa; Chordata; Actinopteri; Cypriniformes; Danionidae
Source: RefSeq, a predicted model, not a curated record